Microstroma glucosiphilum is the source of this 1058-nucleotide messenger RNA. Its product is annotated as P-loop containing nucleoside triphosphate hydrolase protein. The transcript is spliced from 2 exons. Gene Ontology annotation, molecular function: AMP kinase activity; ATP hydrolysis activity; ATP binding. The record is from RefSeq and is a predicted model, not a curated record. Lineage: Eukaryota; Fungi; Basidiomycota; Exobasidiomycetes; Microstromatales; Microstromataceae. The coding region runs from base 207 to 845 and encodes 212 amino acids. Gene Ontology annotation, cellular component: nucleus; cytoplasm.
GCAUACGAUCAGCCGCCAAGCCAUGGGCCCACUUGGCUCUGGCGCGGGAAGAAGACCGAUCACUCCCGCCGCCCAAGAGAUUUUGAGCUGCAGCCAGAAGAAAGGGUGACGGAACCACUGCCUACCUCCUCUUGGGUCAGCCUCAUCCACAUCCCGUACGAACAGCAAUACUCUUCUAGCUAAGAAGCAGAAGCAGACGAGGCAACAUGGUCAGAAGCUACCCCAACAUCGUCAUCACUGGCACUCCAGGUACCGGCAAGACGUCCCAUGCAGCCCUUCUCGCCUCCUCAUGGCCUGCCUCCUCCUCUUCCUCAGCUCAAGUCCUCCGUCAUAUCAACGUGGGGGACCUGUGCAAGCAAAAGUCAUUCACAAUCUCUUAUGACGAGUCAUGGCAAUCGUACGAGGUUGACGAGGACAAGUUGCUCGACUACCUGGAACCUUUGACAGGGACAAGAGCGCCGGAGCCAGAGGACGAGGAGGAGACCAAGGAGGCAAAGGAGACGCAGGACACAGAAGAGCGGGGUGGUCUGAUUCUGGACUGGCAUACAUGCGACGUCUGGCCCGAGAGAUGGGUGGACUUGGUAGUAGUGCUGAGUUGUGACCAUCAGAAGCUGUGGCAGAGGCUCGAGAAAAGAGGCUAUCCACUACAGAAGAUUCAGGAGAACAAUGAUGCAGAGAUCAUGCAGGUCGUGCUCGAUGAAGCCCGGGAGUCUUACCCCGCAGAGGCCAUCGUGGAGCUCACCUCAGAGGAGGCGAGCGAUGUGGAAGAGAACGUCGAGCGGAUCAAGAGCUGGAUUGAUCAGUGGCGGAAGGCUAGAGGCUUGGCAGAUGAGGCUGCUCAAUGAGUGGAGACUCAGCUGGAUGCAAAGUGUGAGGGAAUGCAAACACAAUAUCAAGAGGCGUACACGAGGCCAUGUCUGGGAGUGCAAUCGUCAGAGAGCCGGCAACGAAGGGUCAGGAAGUCUGACGCUCCCCUUGAUCCUAGUCUCACGAAACCAAUCAACGUUCACGCCUCUCAUCCAGUAUGCAAGGUCUUUAAAGCGAAGCGUCUCACCUAU